AUGAAACCUAACACAGAUAACAAGAUUGUGAACAAAAGCUAUGGCUUUCUCACGCUACGAGGAGGCGUCUUUCUGAAUGCCUGUGGAUCGGUGCUUCUUACACCUCUUAUUCCCGCUUCUUCUUCAUCCGAUGAUUUUGUCUCGAGAUAUUUCCAUUUUCGAGUACCAGGUAUUGAGUCUACAUUUGAUACUUUUCUUGUAGUAUCAUUUGCGAUGAAUGCUGUUGGCUUAUGGGGAUGCUACAAGAAAUCAAAAAAACUCAUCAAAUACCACAAAAGAUAUUGUUACUAUGAGUUGGUUUGUACACCUCUCGUGGUAGGCCAAUCACUAUUAUACAGCUAUUGGGGAGUUAGAAAGAUACUCGACGAAAAGAAUGCAAGUUGGGAAUCAUUCAUAGCUUCGAUGAAAGAGGAGUACAGUAAAUAUGUGUUUGUUGCAUUUGGUGCAUUCAUGGGUACUUGCUUUGCACACAUGGCAUACGCUGCAUAUGUAGCUGGUCAAUAUGAAAAGUAUUUAGAAAAUGAGGCUGCUACUAAAAAAGACGAUCAAUCAGGGGUUUGA
Molecule: messenger RNA, 561 nt
Organism: Mucor velutinosus
Lineage: Eukaryota; Fungi; Mucoromycota; Mucoromycetes; Mucorales; Mucoraceae
Exons: 5
Coding region: 1-561 (186 amino acids)
Source: RefSeq, a predicted model, not a curated record